GAUAAAAAAUAAUGCAGUCUUGCGUGAGGAAAACAUAAAAACAAUCGCAUAGAGCAGGAGUUCGGUCGGUCGUUCGAAAGUGUAAAAUCAAACUUUGGCAAAAUUGGAGUCUUUAUCAGUCGUACCGUUAUCAGUGUGCAAACGCGAUUUCGGCGUUUUUGGGUACAUAAAUUAAAGAAGUAAUUUAAUUUAAUUGGUGUCCUAUUCAGUAUUUCAAGCUGUGCGGUGAAAAAGUAUGGUGAUGUUUAUUUUUGGAUGAAGUGCUUCGUAUCGUGAAUGUUUUACUACCUAUAUGAUAUUCAUUGGAAACUAGGAGAAAGCUGAAACAUAUUUUAAAUACAAGUGAUUUGUAGUCAAAAAGAAUACUAACUUCAAAUUUUCAACAUCCUUACGUUAUAAGGAGUCGUUAGUGAGUAACAUUGUGUGAUUUCGCUACCGGAAUAGUGUAGAAGUUAUAUUGAAGGGAAUUCUUACUUCUUGAAAUGGCUGAUGACUACUAUAUGCAUAACAAUGUUUCAAACAGUGACGAUUCAGAGUCAGAACUCAAUCUGAGCACUCCAGAGCUUAAGGGGUACCUAAGUAAGUGGACAAAUUAUAUCCACGGAUGGCAGCCCCGGUUCAUUGUGCUGAAGGAUGGCACAUUAUCGUAUUACAAAAGUGAGCAGGACAGUGACUUCGGAUGUCGUGGAGCAAUCAGCCUACAGAAAGCAACGAUUAAGUCACACGAAUUUGACGAAUGCCGGUUCGAUGUUUCGAUUGGACAAAAUGUAUGGUAUCUGCGAGCGGAAACACCAGAGGAUAAGCGAAACUGGAUUGAAGUCCUUCAGUCGUACAAAACGGACUAUCCCGAAACCGUUAGCCUUCGACGUCAUGGCAGUACCAUAUCUUUGCAGUCCAAUACCUUGUCAACGGCCAGUGGAAGUAGCUUGAAGCGUGUCAGUCGUGGAUUGCGCGAAAAAAUGCAUGAAAUUGAAACCUAUCGGGAUAUCUUAUACGGACAGAUUGAUACCUUGCAACGCUAUUUUGACGUGCUUCAUCUGAAGAAUGAAGACAAUGUUCCACUCGACUUGGGUGACGGUUUGCGGCCGAUUGAUUUCAAGGGAGAAGCAAUAACAUUCCGAGAGACCACUGCCGGUGUCAUCACUACUUUGCAGCACUGUUUAGAUAUUAUUUCCCAGAAGGAAGAAAGUUUCAAGAAAAAGCUUGAUCGGGAGGUCGACAGACGGAAGAAAGCAGAGGAGCAAUAUAGGUAAUGUAUGAAUAUUGAUACCAAUGGAUUGAGAAAUUCCUCUAUACCCGGUCCUGAUCUGGAGGAAGGCCCUCAUUCGACAAUACCGGAGGAUGAAUUCUUUGAUGCAGUGGAAACAGGCCUAGACAAGAUUGAAGAAGACCGGCAGCUACGCGUUCGUCUGAAAUUCCAAUCUCAACAUUCACAAAUCAGCACGACCAGUUCUGUUCUUAUCAACCAAGAGACUGACGAUGGAAACCAACAAUCGGAAGACUUCGGGACCGGUGUGCAAGCUCGCACGCACAAGCUGUGGCCAGAAAUCGACAAAAUCUGCACGGAGCAGCUGUACCAGGCCCGGCAAGGCGUGGGCGACAGUGGCAACGGAUGGCAACUGUUUGCCGAUGAAGGUGAAAUGAAAAUGUACCGACGGGAAGAGGAAGUCGAUGGAAUGGUGAUUGAUCCGCUAAAAUCCUGUCACGUGGUGAAGGGUGUUACAGCGCGAGAAAUGUGCCAUUACUUCUUCGAUCCCGCCUACCGGAAUGACUGGGAAACAACACUGGAAGAUGUACAGAUAGUGGAUAAUGUAGCACCGGAUACAUUAGUCUUCCUGCAAACCUACAAGCGCAUCUGGCCGGCCAGUCAACGCGAUGCUCUGUUUUGGUCACACAUGCGAAAAAUCACUGACAAUUUGGACCAGGGUGCACACGACGUCUGGGUUGUGUGCAAUCAUUCUAAUCAAAAUGCAGAGUAUCCGCCCGCAAACCAAGGCAAAUGCGUUCGCAUUUAUCUGACAGUGAUAUUAGUUUGUCAAACAUAUCUGACUCCUGGAAAGGAUAGCAAAACUGCAACUCGAGAUGAUCUAACGUGCAAAAUAACCUACUGCUCUACUGUUAACCCAGGAGGAUGGGCUCCAGCAACCGUGCUUCGUGCUAUCUAUAAGAAAGAGUAUCCAAAGUUCCUUAAACGCUUCACAGGAUAUGUUUUAGACCAAUGUAAGAAUAAGCCGAUCAUGUACUAGUGCUCGCAAAGUAUGCGUAUGGAUGCGGAAUCGAAUGUGUGCCUGAAAAAAAAACUGAUUCAACCCAGCGACGAUGGGCCAGCAGUCUGAGUCUUCAUCAAACGAGCUCGUUGGAGAUGUCAGCUGAUCUAUAGAUUAAAUAGAUACGAAGUAGUGUUUAUGAAAAUACCGGCGGUGAUUGUUAACACUCGUCGUUUUGUUUUGAAAAAUUCUGAUUUUGUUGUUUGAUAUUGGGUAGAAAAUACUGACGUAAAUCUGGAAUCUAUUCUUUAUUAUUGAAUCA
This is a messenger RNA of Aedes aegypti (yellow fever mosquito), 2529 nucleotides long. RefSeq names its product collagen type IV alpha-3-binding protein (gene cert). Gene Ontology annotation, cellular component: Golgi apparatus. Lineage: Eukaryota; Metazoa; Arthropoda; Insecta; Diptera; Culicidae. Gene Ontology annotation, molecular function: phosphatidylinositol-4-phosphate binding. Gene Ontology annotation, biological process: ER to Golgi ceramide transport. The record is from RefSeq and is a predicted model, not a curated record.